Messenger RNA from Baudoinia panamericana UAMH 10762, 603 nucleotides. RefSeq lists its product as uncharacterized. NCBI's taxonomy places the organism in Eukaryota, Fungi, Ascomycota, Dothideomycetes, Mycosphaerellales, Teratosphaeriaceae. The record is from RefSeq and is a predicted model, not a curated record. The annotation marks the transcript as partial. The transcript has a single exon.
AUAUCGGUGACUACCGGCGUCGCGCAGGGUGUCAGUGAGCAGAAGAAGCAGAAUGCUGAUGCCACCAACCAAACCCGAAUGCUCAAGUUUCACGUCGAUGUCUGGGUUGACUCCAAGCAACGCAAAGGCAAGGGCGCCGCGUUGCAUAACAACAUUGUAACGUUGUAUAACGACAAAGUGUGGAUAGAAGCACAAGAUAGGAAAACAGGAUGGCCAGAGAACGAUCUUCAUCAUCCUUUCACAGGCUUCUACAUAGCGUAUCCGGACGACAACCGACCAUUUACGCGUGGUCUCGUGAGCACCAUCUCCGUGGAUCCACCAAUGCUGAACUGGAUAUACAUUGACAAAGAUACGUACGAGCUGAAGUAUGCAAGCCGUAGUGGCAGUAUCCAGCAUCACGUAGGCAGCUUCGAUUGGACAAGCGAAGAUAAUGGCUCCAAAAUAACGUUUGAUGAGUUCGAAGGCUUCGUGGCCGUGGAAGAGGAGCCAGGCGGAGAGUGGGCUUUGUAUUUCGAUAUGGACGAUGAUGGGCUCAAGAGUAGGAGGAAGGGCAGGAAAGCCGUCGAGAUCAGUCUGGUAAGGAGAGUGAUUACUGGCCAGGAG